AUGGAGAUCCUGCUACUCAAAACACGUCAGAAAAGGCAAGUAGCUGCCAUUAGUACUCUGUUAUUAUUAUUAUUAUUAUUAUUGUGGGGAGUGGGAGGUGAGACCCUUAAGUAUUCCAUUUUAGAAGAGAGGAACAGCGGUUCUUUAGUGGCCAAUUUAGCAAAAGAUCUGGGACUGAGUUUAGGUGAGCUGAAUGCACGGGGCACCCGGAUUAUUUCCAAGGGAAAUAAGCAGCUUCUGCAGUUUGAGCAGAAGAGUGGGAAUUUGCUCCUAAAAGAAAGACUGGACCGGGAAGAGCUGUGUGGUGACACAGAUCCAUGUCUACUGCAUUUCCAAGUGUUGCUGGAAAAUCCGGUACAAUUUGUUCAAGGUGAAAUCUAUCUCCAAGACAUAAAUGACCAUGCUCCAGAAUUCUUGGACAAGGAAAUCAUCUUGAAAAUCUCAGAAAUCAGUCACCCAGGGACUAUAUUUCCUCUAAAAAUAGCUCAAGAUUUAGAUGUGGGUAGUAACACAGUUCAGAACUAUACAAUUAGCACCAACUCCUAUUUUCACCUCUCCACCCAAAGUCACAGAGAUGGCAGGAAAUAUCCGGAACUGGUUCUGGACAAAGUAAUGGACCGGGAACAAGAGCCAGAACUCAGAUUAACUCUCACAGCCCUGGAUGGUGGGUCACCGCCUAGGACUGGGACUUCCCUGGUUCUCAUUAUGGUUCUUGACAUAAACGACAAUGCCCCAGAAUUUGCACAGCUUCUCUAUGAGGUUCAGGUCCCCGAGAACAGUCCUAUAGGGUCCCUUGUCAUUACUGUCUCUGCUAGGGAUUUGGAUGCUGGGACCCAUGGGGAACUCUCCUACUCAUUUUUCCAGGCCUCGAAGCAAAUCAUGCAGGCUUUUGAAAUAAACACAGUCAUGGGAGAAAUUCGAUUAAAGAAAAUGUUGGAUUUUGAGGGAAUCCAAUCUUAUCAAAUGGAAAUUGAGGCCUCAGAUGGUGGAGGUCUUUCUGGAAAAUGCACGGUUGCCAUAGAAGUGAUAGAUGUAAAUGACAAUGCACCAGAACUGACCUUGUCAUUACUCAAUAGUAAUAUACCAGAAAAUUCUCCAGACACUGUGGUUGCUAUUUUCGGAAUUUCCGACCCAGAUUCUGGGGACAAUGGGAAAGUGACAUGUUCCAUUCAAGACCGUCUUCCCUUCCUUUUGAAACGAACCAUAGAAAACUUCUAUACCUUGGUCACUGAAGGAGCACUGGACCGAGAACAGCAGGAGGAGUACAACAUCACCAUCACCGCGACAGACAUGGGCACCCCCAGGCUGGCAACGCAGCACACCAUCAGGGUGCAGGUGUCCGACGUGAACGACAACGCCCCCGCCUUCAGCCAGCCCUCCUACACCCUGCUGGUGGGCGAGAACAACAGCCCCGCGCUGCACAUCGGCAGCGUGAGCGCCACGGACGCGGACGCGGGCAGCAACGCGCAGCUGACCUACUCGCUGCUGCCGGGCCCCGAGCCUUGGCCCGCGCAGCUGCCGCUCGCCUCGCUGGUGUCCAUCAACGCGGACAACGGGCAGCUGUUCGCGCUGCGCUCGCUGGACUUCGAGGCGGUGCGCGCCUUCGAGUUCUCCGUGCGCGCGCAGGACCGCGGCUCGCCCGCGCUGAGCGGCCAGGCGCGGGUGCGCGUGCAGGUGCUGGACCGCAACGACAACGCGCCCUUCGUGCUGUACCCGCUGCAGAACGCGUCGGCGGCGUGCAGCGAGCUGGUGCCCAGGGCGGCCGAGGCGGGCUACCUGGUGAGCAAGGUGGUGGCGGUGGACGGCGACGCGGGCCAGAACGCCUGGCUGUCCUUCCAGCUGCUCAAGGCCACGGAGCCCGGGCUCUUCAGCGUGUGGGCGCACAAUGGCGAGGUGCGCACGGCGAGGCCGCUCAGCGAGCGCGACGCGCCCAAGCACAGGCUGCUGGUGCUGGUCAGGGACAAUGGCGAGCCGCCGCUGUCGGCCAGCGUCACGCUGCACGUGCUGCUGGUGGACGGCUUCUCGCAGCCCUUCCUGCCGCUGCCCGACGCGGCGCCCGGCGCGGCGCCCGACGACCGCCUCACCGUCUACCUGGUGGUGGCCUUGGCGUGCGUGUCGUCGCUCUUCCUCUUCUCGGUGCUGGCCUUCGUGGCUGUGCGCCUGUGCCGGCGGGCCGGGCCGGCGGCGGGGGGCGGCUACCCCUACCCGGGUCUCCCCGACGCCCCCUUUCCAGGACAGCUGCUGGACGCCAGCGGCGCGGGGACCCUGUCCCACAGCUACCGGUAUGAGGUGUGCCUGGCGGGGGGCGCUGGCACCAAUGACUUCAAGUUCCUCAAGCCCAUUCUGCCCAUGUUUCGGCCACAAGCCACUGGCGAUGUCCUAGAGGAAAACCCCACCUUUCCGAAUAGUUAUGGGACUAGUUAGGAUAUGUCCCUGAUGUGUGUUUUGCUACUCUCAGUGUCCUGGAGAUACUUUAAGAGUAUAGAAAGAAAA
Molecule: messenger RNA, 2493 nt
Organism: Suncus etruscus (white-toothed pygmy shrew)
Lineage: Eukaryota; Metazoa; Chordata; Mammalia; Eulipotyphla; Soricidae
Product: protocadherin beta-17-like
Exons: 2
Coding region: 1-2424 (807 amino acids)
Biological process (GO): homophilic cell-cell adhesion
Cellular component (GO): plasma membrane
Molecular function (GO): calcium ion binding
Source: RefSeq, a predicted model, not a curated record